AUGAUGGGUACAACGGUGCAGGCAACGCUCAGCCUAUGCCACACGGAGAGCUACAAAACUGAAGUCGGAAGUACUACAGGCGACUUGGCCAGUGUAUCAAGGCGGGGCAUCCAAUGGUUCGUUUCGGAAAUGGGGGUAGACAUAGUGCCCCAUGUCCGCGAUCUCGAACUUGAGGCGCGAGUGGCCGAUGAGACAGCAUGCUGGCCUCAAAGAAGCAUGCUGCAACCUCACAUCGCGACAGGCAUAUUCAUUGCAAGCACUGCCUACCGCAAGAACAGCAUGAAUGUCAAGGUGUCAAUUGCCCUUUAUACUGCCAUAGCUGUCGCGAUGGACGACCCGAGCAUUAUCGAAUCUCUUAGCUCACGAACGUAUCACUACUCCCUCUGCGCAGGCACCAUACCGGAAUCUCCAGACUUGCUAGCAGAACUGAGCAAAAUCUUAGCGAAAAUGUGGGAACACUUUCCGCGUUUCGGAGCUAGUUGCAUCCUGACAUCGACACUUCAAUUCAUGAACAUGGCGCUACUUGGGAAUGAAAUAGGUGAUCAUCGUCUGAAACAUGAUGCGCUUCCCUUUGUGGAAUAUCGGCGCAUUAUGGACGGUUUCCCUGAGGUCUACUUCUCUUUCAUAUGGGAAAAGCGCCAGUUCCCCGAUGUCACGGUUUGGAUGCAAGCCAUUCCGGAUGCUAUGAAAUUCAUCAACUUUGGCAACGACAUCUUGUCGUUCUACAAGGAAGAAUCCGCUGGAGAGACAGCAAACUACAUUCACGAUCGUGCGCGGUACACAGGACAGUCGAUCGAGGUGGCGCUAAUGGACCUUGUGAAGGAAACUACCGCAUUAGCCAAUCGAGUUCGGCAUAUUUUGGGGGAGGGAGUCGCCAGAGAUGCUUGGGACAGCUUCACUGAGGGGUACCUUCAAUUUCAUGUCAGCAAUCCGCGAUACCGCCUACGGGAGAUUCUGUGA
Molecule: messenger RNA, 960 nt
Organism: Postia placenta MAD-698-R-SB12
Lineage: Eukaryota; Fungi; Basidiomycota; Agaricomycetes; Polyporales; Adustoporiaceae
Exons: 4
Coding region: 1-960 (319 amino acids)
Molecular function (GO): carbon-oxygen lyase activity, acting on phosphates
Source: RefSeq, a predicted model, not a curated record